Messenger RNA from Penicillium daleae, 351 nucleotides. Its product is annotated as MFS general substrate transporter. The annotation marks the transcript as partial. The transcript has 2 exons. The record is from RefSeq and is a predicted model, not a curated record. Lineage: Eukaryota; Fungi; Ascomycota; Eurotiomycetes; Eurotiales; Aspergillaceae.
AUGCAUAUUGACAAUUACCACUGGUUGAGGGUCAAUGGAGCAUUCGCUCAGCUAUUCACGGGUUCAAACAAAUGCUCUCGCUGCCAUCAGGGGCAUUCUGACGUUACCAGUGGUCUUGUCUUUGCUUGGAUUAGUGACAAAACAAAAAAUGGUGGGAUCGCCGUCAUGGUCGCUAUCACGGCGUAUCUGAUUGCGAUCAUUGUGUUGAGGGGAGUGCAACGGUAUGCUAGUAACUGGUGCAAGCUUCGAAUACGGACUGCCGUGACUGGAUUCGCUGUGGGCUAUUACCCAAUCCAUAAUGCCUGGAUAGAAAUCAAGUGUCGAACGCCGGAAGAGCGGAGAAUAUCUUUA